AUGGCACUCGACAAGUACGGGCUAACACCUUUGCAUUGGACGUGUGAUCGCGGAGAGGCUGCAGCGGCUCGCUUACUAUUACAACACGGUGCAGAUGUCAAUGCCGUAGAGAAGCGCAUGUUCAAGCGGCGACCGCUUCAUUUCGCCGUCCUGGCGAGCUCUCAGGCAACGGUCCUCGAACUAUUAGCGUACCAUGCUGAUGUGCUGGUUGUGGAUUACCGUGGGUGGGCGCCAAUUCACGGUGCGGCUUAUAGUGGAGAUGUGGGUGUGCUGACGGCGCUGCUAGAUGCUGGAGCAAGUGCUACCACUCAGUUAACGAGACGACGCGAGACGGCGCUGCAUAUUGCCGCUAGUCGAGGAAACGUCGAGGCCGUUCGACUGCUGGUAAAGCGCCAUCCGGAUGAUAGGAGCUUAGUAGAGAUGAAGGAUGACGAGGGCUUUACAGCGUCGCAUGUGGCCGUUCGUAAUGGAUUCGAAGCUGUUGCGUGUCUGCUUGGUAUGUAG
Peronospora belbahrii is the source of this 504-nucleotide messenger RNA. The record is from the annotation of a GenBank genome assembly. Lineage: Eukaryota; Oomycota; Peronosporomycetes; Peronosporales; Peronosporaceae.